Chinchilla lanigera (long-tailed chinchilla) is the source of this 1630-nucleotide messenger RNA. RefSeq names its product UDP-glucuronosyltransferase 2A3-like. Lineage: Eukaryota; Metazoa; Chordata; Mammalia; Rodentia; Chinchillidae. The record is from RefSeq and is a predicted model, not a curated record. The transcript is spliced from 6 exons. Gene Ontology annotation, molecular function: UDP-glycosyltransferase activity. Bases 23 to 1615 code for a protein of 530 amino acids.
GCAGUGUGCUGAGGACGCCAGCAUGGUGCCCGGGAAGUGGGCUUGUGCGGUCCUGCUGCUGCAGCUCUGCUGUGCUGGCUGUGGAUCCUGUGGGAAGGUGCUGGUGUGGCCCUGUGAAAUGAGCCACUGGCUCAACUUGAAGACUCUUCUUGAGGAACUUGUGAAAAGAGGACAUGAGGUGACAGUUCUGACUCCUUCACACAGUUUUUUCGUUGACUACAGCAAGCCUUCUGCAUUUCAUUUUGAAGUGAUCCCUGUACCAACUGACAAAAAUGUUUCUGAGAAUGCGAUGAAUGAGUUUAUCGAAAUAGCUGUGAAUGUCAUGCCAACACUGCCACUCUGGCAAUCAGGAAGACUACUGCAUAAAUUCUUUCUUCAAGCAUCUGAAGAUUUGAAAUUUCUCUGUGCAAAUACAGUCUACAACCAUUCGCUCAUGAAGAAGCUCCAGGAAUCCACAUAUGAUGUAUUAAUUACAGACCCUGUGAUGCCCUGUGGGGAGCUGGUGGCUGAGAUGCUUGGGAUCCCUUUUGUGAACACGCUAAGGUUCUUCAUGGGCUACACCAUAGAGAAACACUGUGGGCAGCUUCCAGCUCCACCUUCCUAUGUGCCUGUUCCCAUGGGAGGACUCACAAGCAGAAUGACUUUUAUGGAAAGGGUGAAAAAUCUAGUGCUUUCCUUUUUGUUUGACUUCUGGUUCCAGCAGUAUGACUUUCAGGUUUGGGAUCAGUUUUACAGUGAAGCAUUAGGAAGGCCCACUACACUAUGUGAGAUCAUGGGUAAAGCUGAAAUCUGGCUUAUUCGGACAUACUGGGAUAUUGAAUUUCCUCGUCCAUACCUGCCUAACUUUGAAUUUGUUGGAGGAAUGCACUGCAAACCUGCCAAACCUCUACCUCCGGAAAUGGAAGAAUUUGUCCAGAGUUCAGGUGAAGAUGGUGUUGUGGUGUUUUCUCUGGGGUCCAUGGUGAAAAACCUCACAGAGGAAAAAGCCAACCUCAUUGCCUCAGCCNGACAGCAUUGUCCUCCACAGGUUUUAUGGAGAUACAAGGGAAAGGAGCCAGCCACGUUAGGACCCAAUACUCGGCUGUUUGAUUGGAUUCCCCAGAACGACCUUCUUGGCCACCCCAAAACCAAAGCUUUCAUCACUCAUGGUGGAACCAAUGGGAUCUAUGAAGCUAUUUAUCACGGGGUCCCCAUGGUGGGAGUCCCCCUAUUUGGAGAUCAGCCUGACAACAUCGCUCAUAUGAAGGCCAAAGGAGCAGCCGUGGAGGUCAACAUGAACACAAUGACAAGUGCAGACCUGCUGGGUGCCUUGAGAGCAGUCAUCAACGACCCUUCUUAUAAAGAGAAUGCCAUGAGGUUAUCAAGAAUUCACCGUGACCAGCCAAUGAAGCCCCUGGACCGAGCAGUCUUCUGGGUCGAGUUUGUCAUGCGCCACAAAGGAGCCAAUCACCUGCGGGUUGCAGCCCACGACCUCUCCUGGUUCCAGUACCACUCUUUGGAUGUGAUUGGGUUCCUGCUGGCCUGUGUAAUAACUGCUAUGUUGUUGGUCACAAAGUGUUGCUUAUUUUCCUACCAUAAAUUUAUUAAGACAGGAAAGAGCAUAAAGAGGGACUAGAUCUUUGUAAGCUUA